Molecule: messenger RNA, 3717 nt
Organism: Acanthamoeba castellanii str. Neff
Lineage: Eukaryota; Discosea; Longamoebia; Acanthamoebidae
Product: PH domain containing protein
Exons: 30
Coding region: 1-3717 (1238 amino acids)
Biological process (GO): signal transduction; regulation of GTPase activity
Cellular component (GO): cytoplasm
Molecular function (GO): protein binding; guanyl-nucleotide exchange factor activity
Source: RefSeq, a predicted model, not a curated record
AUGAAAAAGAUCCUGUCCUCCUUUGGCCGGCUGGAUUCGACGAAGACGAACCUGAGGGAGAUUCACGAGCGGCUGUCAAAGAGGAGCCAGCAGACCCCUUCCAUCGUCGAGGGCAACCGCAGGCUGGGCCGUUCGUUCACCGCCUUUGGCGACUUUCUCACGUCUGUGCGCGAGGACCCCGAGCUCGGUGAGUGCCUGGCGAAGGUCGGCCUCCUGGAGAUCCUAUUGAGCGACCUCCUCGAGAAAUGGAACACGGCGUCGGUUGAUAAGCUCGAGGACCCCAUCAACGAGUUCAUCAAGGGAGAGGUCGCUGCUGCCGAGCAAGAGAAAAAGCACUAUGACAAGGCCAAGGCCGCGUUCGAGGCUGCCGACACCAAGCUGCGCCAGCUGAAGAGCAAGGAGGACGCCAAGGCUUUCGACAUCGAAAAGGAGCGGAACGUGCUCCAGGAGCGGUACCUCGAGAGUCGCGAUCAAGCACAGACGGCCCUGGCUGAUGCCUUCGAAAAGAACAAGUUCUCCACGCUGGAAAAGAUGUGCGACUACAUCGACGCGCAGCAUCACUACUACAAGAGCGCGCUCGAAGCCGUCGAGCUCACCAAGCAGAAGGUCGACGACUACCGCCGCUACAUCACCAAGAAAAAGAAGGAGUACCGAAGCACCCGAGGCGCUGGGGGAGCAGGUGGUCAGGAAGAAGCCGACAGCGACGGCGAAGAAGAUGAGGCCCGGACUGGCGGCGAGGUGGUGAGGCAGGGCUGGCUGCAUCGCUCCGUGGGCAAGUCGUCGUGGAAGAAGUCCUGGGUGGUCGUCAAGUACAAGUACAUGUAUUAUUACUCCAAUCCCGACUCCUCGCUGGGCGGAGUGGUGCGACUGACGCACUGCUCGGUCAACGUCUCAACUCGCAAAGAGUUCUGCUUUGCCAUCAACGGCCGGUUGUCGUCCCAAUUUUUCUACUCCAAGAGCGACGCCGACAUGCAGGCCUGGAUGGAGGCGGUCAAGACCUGCAUCGAAGAAGAGGAGGCCCACGAGACUCGACAACUCGGAAAGGAAGAGAUCAAGGGCAACGUGUACGUUGAGGAAGAGGAACUACAGGACGAACCCGAGGAGGAGAUCAACAAUGUGGAAGAUCCGGUGCAGAGGGUGCACCUGCAGCUGGUCAGGGACGAAAAGAAGUACCUGGGCUGCCUCACGCGGCUCAACAAGAUGUAUAUGCUGCCGCUCACGGCUGAUCCCAAGUUGAAGGGCAAGAUCCAGCCCGAUGAACUGGCCGCCAUGUUCGGCAACAUCAAACCGUUAACCACCUUCCACACAAACUUGCUCAAGCAACUCGAGAGCGUCGAGGCCAAGGAAGUGAGCGCCGUUUUCCUGCAUAAUCUCCAGGAGCUCGAGAGCGUCUACACGUCCUACCUGAUGAAACUGAGCAACGGGAUGCAUUCGCUGAACGCCUGCAAGCAGCGCGUCAAGGUCAUCAAGCAGUUCCUCACCGAGCGGGAGGAGAUCCUGGGCGAGGGCAACGAGCUGGCCACCCUCCUCGCCCUCCCGGUGCAGCGCGUCGCCCAGUACACCAACGUCGUUCAGUAUCUCAUCGUCACCGGCUCGCCUGAUUCAACGUUGGAUGCCGCGCACGACGCGUUGAAGGCCCUCACCGGCAAGCUCAACCAGUGCUCGGCCUCGUCCGCCUCGCUGGGCAAGAUCCUCGAUGUGCGCCGCCGCCUCCACAACUACGACGGCAACUUGGUCGAUCCGCACCGCAGGCUGUUGCGCGAGGGUCCCGUCCAAGUGCAGCUCCCAGCGCCGCCUACUGGACCGGGAAUGGCGGCGGCCUCGGGGGAGGCGGGCUCGCGAUUGACGCGAAAGCCCACGGGCAUGACCGCGAUCUACCUCUUCCUGUUCAACGACCUCAUGCUCCUUACCAAGGCGCCCACCAUCUCGCGCACCACCUACAAGGUCAUCGGCCAGCUCGAGAUGCACAAGGCCCAUCUGGUCGAUGAAGAGUCGGCGACGUUGUUCAAGCUGGAGGAGAAGCAGCGGGGCAAGCACGCCAAGGUCAAGGAGUACGCCAUCCAGUGCGAGUCGCCCGAGGAGAAGGCGGCCUGGAUGACCUCCCUGCUCAACUCCCUCGAUGAGAUGAAGGACAAGCGCAAGAUCUACGGCAUCCCGCUCGACCAGUUGAUGGCGACGCGCGAGAAGGGUCGGGAUGUGCCCACCAUCAUCGAAAAGGCCACCGAGUGGAUCAUCAUGAACGCCUUGUCGCACGAGGGCAUCUUCCGUAAGGCUGGCCGCCUGGACUCCAUCGAGGAUUUGAAGGACCUCUUUAACCAGGGCAAGGCAAUCGAGUUUUCGAAGGACGAGGAUCCGUAUGUGGUGGCGGGAACCAUGAACCACUUCCUCAUGGAGCUCCCCGAUCCCAUUCUGACGAACGCCAUGUACGACCUCUUCAUCGACUCAGUCACGGAUGGGCAGGCGUCGGUUCCAAGGCUGAGGGAUCUCAUCGGCCAACUGCCGCCCUACAACCGAUACGUGCUGCAGCACCUCAUGUCCUUCCUUCAACUCGUCGUCGACCACGAAGCCGACAAUAAGAUGGGUCCGUCGAAUCUGGCGAUCGUAUUUGGCCCGACGCUGCUGGGCUCCGGCAGUGCGGAAUCGAUCUUCUCAGACUUCACGGCCAACCAAAAGGUCAUCGAGGCCAUGAUCACCAACUACGCCGCCCUCUUCCAGGACAUUGAAGAGGAACGCAUACUCGUCAAGAAGAAGAUGCUCGAGGAAGAGGAGGCCGAAAAGAAGAAGCGGGAGAUGCAACAGAAGAGAGUGACCGAACGGUUGGGCGCGAUUUCGUUGAAGGGCUCUCCGACGCAGUCGCCAACCAACUCGGGCGAAAUACCAGUGCGACCAGCGUUGUCCAGCCGUACCGUCGUGCGCAAGUCCUUCCUUGACCGCGCAGGCGCCCCGCCCUCUCUCCCCUCUCUCCCUCCGGCUCCGACCGGUGAUGUACCCCAAGGCACUCAGAUUUCUCCUGACUCCGGAACCAAGCAGCUGCCGCCGGUGCCCACGGUGCGCAAGCAGCUGCCGCGGCCGCCAGGCAGCCCCGCCGACGCCCCGUCUCAGGCGUCAUCGUCGCCCGCGGCCACGCCGGGCUCGCCCAUGCCCGGAGCCAGCGAACGCGCGACCUUCUCGGUGCCCCCGCGCCCCGUGAUGCGCGUGGGCACCACCGGCUCCAUGCGGCGGCCCGGUGGCACGCCCCUGCCGCCCCCGCCCGGCGGCGCUCCGCCUCAGCAGCCCCUCCCGCUCAGCCCCACUUCUGCCGCCGCUGUGCCGCCAAGGCCGAACUCGGGCGGCUUCGGACUUAGCGUCAGCGCGGGUGUCGGCGGUGGUAGUGACGCGGAUCUCGAACCUCUCGUAUCCAACAUCCGCUCGCUCACCCCUGGGAGCCUGGUGAAGCAAGGUUGGCUCACCAAGAAGGGAGGCCAGCGAAGGAAUUGGAAGACUCGCUGGUGCGUGCUCAAGACGAACGAGUUCAGCUACUACACCAACAAGAAGGACGCCAAGCCAAAGGGUACGAUCGUGUUGAGCGGCAUUACGGUGAAGCCCUCUUCGCACAAGGAGUUCUGCUUCGGCAUCAGCACCACCGAGCGCACCUACCUCAUGGCCGGCAAGGACGCCACGGAACAAGAGGAGUGGGUGACCGCCAUCACCGCCUGCUUGAAGAGUCUGGAUCCGUGA